ACUUCUUGAAUCUCACACACCCCCACCCCACUCACACACGCAGCAACAAUCAUGUUUGGAGCGAUCGUCGCUGGACGCCUGGUGCAGACCAACCUGCAGCAAAUAGAUGAGACCCACUUUGUCUUCCCACUCGAGAACCCCUUUGACAUCAACCAUCUCACCGUCUUCCUCCUCGGUACAAUCCCAUUCCCCGAAGGCUACGGCGCAACAGUGCACUUCGCCUGGCCAGGAGGCGACUACUUCCCGCUCGGAACACUCACAAACGCACGCCCAUCAUCAAUCUACAAGGUGCGCCCACACCUCCCGCCCGGCGUGUCGGCCGGCACGCCUUCAGCGCCGGCACAGCUCGGCAUCGAGAUCGCGCCGCUAGAGCAGGUCGAGGCCGCGCAGGCGGGCAUCAAGCCCGUGCAGGGCAAGGAGGUGGCCGCGCGCGUCGACGUCGGCAAGGUCGCCGACAAGGUCGUCAAGAAUCUGUUCAACUUCCUCCACAGCUUUGGCGAGGGCCCGCUCACGCCCAACACGCCGAUACCGCUCUCGGUCUUCCAGAGGUGGUAUGACAACUUUGUCCGCAAGAUUGAGAAUGACCGCGGCGCGGCGUUCCUUGAUCGCGAGGACUAGGGCCUUGGCGUGGGCCGCAGAGGCCGGUGACGACAGUGACGAUGACAGUGAUGAUGACGAUGACGACGACGAAGAGGGCAGUGAAGAAGGCGAGGUCGAGGGCGCUGUCGGCGGCGGGGGAUGGGACGCCGCCAGUGCCGGCCUCUGGGUGUAAUUUAAUCAUUCUAGAAGUCAGACGUUGACACAAUACAAUGCAAACAGUUGAGCUA
This is a messenger RNA of Vanrija pseudolonga, 827 nucleotides long. It is a transcript of the gene SPBC21H7.06c, whose product is annotated as Protein OPI10. Gene Ontology annotation, biological process: protein import into nucleus. Gene Ontology annotation, molecular function: nuclear import signal receptor activity. The record is from RefSeq and is a predicted model, not a curated record. The transcript has 6 exons. Gene Ontology annotation, cellular component: cytosol; nucleus. Lineage: Eukaryota; Fungi; Basidiomycota; Tremellomycetes; Trichosporonales; Trichosporonaceae. Bases 52 to 618 code for a protein of 188 amino acids.